Molecule: messenger RNA, 1275 nt
Organism: Aspergillus wentii DTO 134E9
Lineage: Eukaryota; Fungi; Ascomycota; Eurotiomycetes; Eurotiales; Aspergillaceae
Exons: 1
Cellular component (GO): membrane
Molecular function (GO): palmitoyl-(protein) hydrolase activity
Source: RefSeq, a predicted model, not a curated record
UUGAUGCUGCGAAGAUGGACCUUGGAGCGCGUCUUGCGCAGUCCGUCCAGAGUAACCUGGACCAAACCGACCGUACAAACAAACCGACUGUUGAGAUGUUUUCACCAUCGUGCAUCCAAUCCUAGAAAGAGCAUCAUCGCGCAGCAUCACCGGAACCAUCCGCGACCGCGCACUCUAACCACCGCGGCCAUCCCGACUAUCUUAGUUCCUCCAGUCAUAUUUGUCGGACUGUUGGUGUCUCUAUGGGCCUGGAAAUGCUUCUGGAUCAUUGCCCUGCAAAACAAGCUCUUGUACCUUUCAUGGUUGCCACCGUUUUCCCGCUCCGAUGAGAUUGCCAGCUACGAGACCGAAUGUAGGCCUGUGCAAUGGGAGAAGAAGCAGAUUCGGAGCCUUGAUGGCACCAAACUGGCCGUAUGUGAAGGCCACAUCCCACACCGUGGCCAAAGCCAAAGAACGACCAAGGCGAGAAAACAAUCCGUCGUCAUCUGCUACUUCCAAGGUAACAGCGGAUCAACUCCUCUGCGUCUGCCACUUCUCUCCCAGUUCUUGCGGGCGGUCACUGCAUCAUCACAGCAAUCCUUAUCCAAUGUGGACUACACCAUAGCCGCCUUGUCGUAUCGGGGUUAUUGGACUUCCUCUGGCCGCGCGACGGAGUCGGGCAUCAAGCUAGACACCCAAGCGUUCUUGGACUGGGUGUCAGAAACCUAUUCGGCGCCUGAUACAGACCUUGAAAUCAUUCUCUGGGGCCACAGUCUGGGCUCUGCCGUUGCAAGUGAUGCUGUUUCCACGUAUCUCUCGCGUCACAAGGUCGACCACGCUUCAAAACCAAGAAACAGUAGCUCGGCACAAAUAACCGGGUUGAUUAUGGAGGCACCAACGUCCAACAUCAAGGACAUGCUAAUCAGUCUCUAUCCUCAGAAGUGGCUACCGUAUCGAUAUCUGUGGCCUUUUUCGUGGAAUAACUGGUGCAAUGCGACGGCCUUGGAGCGUUUGGCCGUUCUUCGUGAUCAGAAUAAGCAUCAAAUGAGUACCGAAGCCACAAGCUCAACAUCAUCUGUUCCUCCAAUACUUAUAGUCUCUGCUGAAAAGGAUGAGGUGAUUCCGCCAUAUGUGGCCGGUCAAUUGGAGGACAAGGCAAACAGUCUUGGACUAGACAUUGAGAGGAAAGAUGUACUCGGGGCGAUGCAUACAGAAGCACCGAUGAAGAUGGAGGGCAGGAAUGCAAUGGUGGAUUUUAUUAAGAUAGUAUCAUCCACUGGAAAGAAUGUUCAAUAG